GAUUUUUCCCAAGGUUAGUGCUAUCCGGGAUCCUUGGGACAUGGACAUCCCUAGCCAAAACCCAAACCUUAACCCACUUAAAACGUCCACUUCAAUGGGGGGGUAGGGACGUCCUAAGGAUACCGUAUUGCAAUAACUUUUUUUCUAACUACACAGAGGAGGUAACGGUGAACAUGGAAAGAAAGCCUACUUCGAGUUGAAAGCUGGAGGCGGGUUGAGUUUAAACACCAAUGAAAUUACACAGACCGGGAAGGUCUGGAGAAGAUUCACAGCAUUACCGAUCAAGAGUAGUUCCCACUGACAAAAUUGAGAAAGAGGCUUUAGUUUGUCCUGACAGUGUUCGCUCGUUUAUGGUAGUCUGUUUAGAAAGGAGAGAUGAGUCUCGGAUCCUGAUUGGAGUUGGCAAACGCGCUCCACUACUGUAUCCAGUCUUUCAACUCCUCUCUCUCCGAAACCAGGAAAUCAUCGAGGUGUGCUUCUCUUUAUCCUGCUUGUGGGUCGUAGGCUAUCCCUUUACGUGUAUAUAGAUGUGUAUCUUGCCAAUAUCGUCGUUUUUAUUUUGUUUUUGAACCCCGGGCUUAGAUCUGAGGCCGAAAAAACUGCAUCGGAGAGGAUCUCCACUCUCUAACAAUGAGUGAGUCCAGUAUCUGCCAGGCUCGGGCCACGGUGAUGAUCUAUGAUGAUGGGAAUAAGAAGUGGCUCCCGGCAGGAACAGGGCCCCAGAACUUCAGCAGGGUCCAGAUCUACCACAACCCCUCUACUAACGCCUUCAGAGUGGUGGGACGCAAGAUGCAGACAGAUCAACAGGUGGUGAUUAACUGUCCGAUUGUGAAAGGCCUGAAGUACAAUGAGGCCACGCCCAACUUCCACCAGUGGCGGGACGCGCGGCAGGUGUGGGGGCUCAACUUUGGCAGUAAGGAGGAUGCUGCCCUCUUCGCCAACGGAAUCACCCACGCACUGGAAGUACUCAAUUCCCUGUCAGACGCAGGUUACGCUACCCUCCCCCGCCCAGUGUCAAAUGGACCCUCCCCAGAGGAACUGGAACAGCAGCGGAGGCUGGAGCAGCAGAGGCUGGAACAGCAGGAGACAGAGCGUCAGGAGAGAGAGAGGCAGGAGUGGGAGAGACUGGAGAGAGAGAGACAAGCUGCAGCAGUGCCCGCUGCACCGUUGGCUCCCCCAGCACCUCCGGGCCCUCCUCCACCCCCCGGCCCUCCUCCGUCUGGGCCCCCUCCACCCCCGGGACCUCCACCCCCAGGACCCCCGGCCGCAGGAUCAGGACCCCCGCCCGCCCCACCGCUGCCCUCCCCGGGAGGAGAUGGGGGCCUAGGGGGAGGUGCAGGGGGCCUGGUGGCAGCCUUAGCAGGGGCCAAGCUCCGCAGAGUGGCCAAGGAUGAUAGUGGUAAUGGUGCUGCAGCUGCCAAGCCUGAUCAAAGCCGCACCAGUGCCUCCAUCGGUGGUGGUGGAGGAGGCUUGAUGGGUGAGAUGGCAUCCAUCCUGGCACGGAGGAAAAAAAUGGCAGACGGUGGGGCUAAGCCACCUGCUAAGAUGGCAGAUAAUGAUGACUCAGAGUCCCAAGGCCAAAGUGACACUCUUGGACGAAGACCUUGGGAGAAAUCAGCCACUAUGCCAAGGGUGAAGCAUGCAGGUGCUAAUAAUGAUGCUGGAGGUGGUGAAGAGACCGAUAUUGAGAGGAUUAAACAGGAGAUUCUUGACGAGAUGCGGAAGGAGUUACAAAAAGUCAAGGAGGAGAUAAUCGGAGCCUUUAUUGAGGAGCUACAGAAGAGGGGCUCCACAUAGUUCUGCUAGCGUGGCGGGAGGAACGGAGGGAUAGAAUGGAUAGAGGAGGUUAUGGCCCUGUGUGGACCUCUCCCCUAUCACCCCCUCCAGUGUACCCCAGGGAUAUUUCUUUCUCUUCCUCACACAUUCACACACCUACAUAAUUGCACAUAAUUGUACCUUAACCCAGGGAACUGAUUUAACAACCACAUCCAAACAAAGGACUAGAUCACCUGCUGCGAUGAUACCAGCUCUCCUCGCUCAUCCCUUCUUGUAUCCAACUUUUCCUUAAUUUCAUGACAACCACUGCAGAGCACAUAAUCACAGCUGUUGUUGCUCUUACUCCUUGUCAUGUACAGUUGUAUCUCUCCCCCCAUGUAUCUGUCCCAUAGAAAUCCUGCUCCUAUUCAUUCCCUUCGUCAGACAGACCAUUGUAUUUACUGGGGUAUUCAGUAAUCAGGGAAGAUCAUAUAAUUCAUUCUUGUUACUGUAAUGGCUGAGUGGAUGGUUGGCUUUUGUAAGAAUCCUCUUUAACCUGGCACAACUUCAACCUCAUACUGCCUUCAAAUAAAAACUUUUAGAUAACCCUUGAAAGCUAGGCCAAUGUUUUGUUGUCUUGGCCCAUCUUGAGAAUGUGGGAAGACCCUACCAGAUUGUUCAUGGACCCUGUGGUUGAGGGCUUUCAUCCACAGCACACACUGCUCCCUGCAGGCCUGGUGCACAACAGCAAGAGCUUAUACUGCCUUGAAGCAAAGUCUACCGCUCCCAAGUGGACUGUUCUGUCAAUGGCCAAAAGAGAGACUACACAAACUUCAAUCCUACAGACUUGGAGGAGAAGUCAGAGGAGACAUGCAAAGGGAAUGUGAUGGACGACUGCCCGGAGUGCUGUGAGAGAGGAGAGUGCUGUGGUUCUGUGCUAUGGAGGGAAUCCUUGUUCUUUCUGCAAUGUACUUGGCCUAGAGAAGGAGUAGCACACAAAAUACACACUAUGUGCCACUCACACUCUCAUCUUUACCUUCUGCUCAAAAGAAGACACUAAUCAGUGGUCCUAAACUGUACUGUUUUCAAUUUUAGGUGUGUUUUUUAACUACAUUGAAAUAUAUAUAUAUAUAUUUUAAUGGCCAUAAGUAAGUCAAUUGGACAUGACCAACUGCCUUGGAGAAUAGAUAUAGAUAUAUUUGUUUUGAGGGAAAUCAUUAGCAAAACUGUAAUAUUAGCAAAGCUGUUUCUAUUUUAAUUGAGGUGAAUGGGAAUUGUUUUGAUUGUUUUCUUUUUAAGAUAUAUUAUUUUGGGUUACUGUUUUUUUCUACUAGAGUUUAAGCUUUUUACACUGAAAUAUAAAUAAAACAUUGUAGAGACACUG
This is a messenger RNA of Salvelinus fontinalis (brook trout), 3139 nucleotides long. RefSeq names its product vasodilator-stimulated phosphoprotein-like. Gene Ontology annotation, biological process: axon guidance; positive regulation of actin filament polymerization; neural tube closure. The transcript has 13 exons. The coding region runs from base 631 to 1797 and encodes 388 amino acids. The record is from RefSeq and is a predicted model, not a curated record. NCBI's taxonomy places the organism in Eukaryota, Metazoa, Chordata, Actinopteri, Salmoniformes, Salmonidae. Gene Ontology annotation, molecular function: SH3 domain binding; profilin binding.